This is a messenger RNA of Peromyscus maniculatus bairdii (prairie deer mouse), 5174 nucleotides long. It is a transcript of the gene P2rx7, whose product is annotated as purinergic receptor P2X 7. Gene Ontology annotation, biological process: calcium ion transmembrane transport; response to ATP; cell surface receptor signaling pathway. The record is from RefSeq and is a predicted model, not a curated record. Gene Ontology annotation, cellular component: plasma membrane. Lineage: Eukaryota; Metazoa; Chordata; Mammalia; Rodentia; Cricetidae. Gene Ontology annotation, molecular function: purinergic nucleotide receptor activity; extracellularly ATP-gated monoatomic cation channel activity; ATP binding.
GAAAUGGGUUCAAAAGAGCAAAAGGAAAGGGGGAGGGGAGAAUUUAAAAAAUGCCCAUCUCCUCAACACCAUCUUUGUGCGGGUGUCUGGGGGAGGAUGGCAGGGCGGAGUCAUCUGUCAGCCAAGCCUGUAGGACUCGGUUCUUGUUUAUUCCACUCACAUUUGGGGCCGCUGCCAGGACCCGCCCCCUCCGCAGUCACUGGAAGAACUGGAAGUCCAGUGUUCCUGCUAAGACUUGGUGCAUUUUCUUUGGCUGCUCCUAGCUGGGUGUUUGCUGAGGUCUAGCCUGGGAGGGGUCUAGCCAACGUCCAGCCUGAACAGAGAGCCAGCCCGUCGCCAUGCCGGCUUGCUGCAGCUGGAGUGACGUCUUGCAGUAUGAGACGAACAAAGUCACCCGGAUCCAGAGCAUGAAUUAUGGCACCAUCAAGUGGCUCCUGCACGUGAUCGUCUUUUCUUACGUGAGCUUUGCUUUGGUGAGUGACAAGCUGUAUCAGCGGAAAGAAUCUGUUAUCAGCUCCGUGCACACCAAGGUCAAAGGGAUCGCAGAGGUGACCGAGAAUGUCACGGAGGGUGGGGUGCUGAAGUCACUGCACAGCGUCUUUGAUACCGCAGACUACACCUUCCCUUUGCAGGGGAACUCGUUCUUCGUAAUGACCAAUUUUCUCAAGUCAGAAGGCCAAGAACAAAAGCGGUGUCCUGAGUAUCCCCGCCGAGGUGCGCAGUGUGAUUCUAACAAGGACUGUAAAGAGGGGUGGAUGGACCCGCAAAGUAAAGGAAUCCAGACUGGCAAGUGUAUACCCUAUGACGAUAAGAACAAGAAGGAGAAGACCUGUGAAGUCUUUGCUUGGUGUCCCACUGAGGAGGGGAAAGAAGCCCCCCGGCCUGCACUCCUGAGGAGUGCAGAAAACUUCACUGUACUCAUCAAGAACAACAUCGACUUCCCCGGCCACAACUACACGACGAGAAACAUCUUGCCAGAUACGGGCAUCCUUUGCACCUUUCAUAAGAUUCACAACCCUCAGUGUCCCAUUUUCCGACUCGGGGACAUCUUCCAGGAAGCAGGAGAGAACUUUUCAGAGGUGGCAGUCCAGGGAGGAAUCAUGGGCAUUGAGAUCUACUGGGACUGCAACUUGGACAGCUGGUCCCAUCACUGUUAUCCCAGAUACAGCUUCCGCCGCCUGGAUGACAAGUACACCAACGAGUCCUUGGUCCCUGGCUACAACUUCAGGUACGCCAAGUACUACAAGGAAAACAACGUGGAAAAGCGGACUCUGAUCAAAGCCUAUGGGAUCCGUUUUGACAUCCUGGUGUUCGGCACUGGAGGAAAAUUUGACAUCAUCCAGCUGGUUGUGUACAUUGGAUCCACACUGUCCUACUUUGGCUUGGCCACUGUUUUCAUUGACUUGCUCAUCAACACCUACUCCAGUGCCUUCUGCAGGUCCAGCGUUUACCCCUAUUGUACAUGCUGCGAACCUUGUGCAGUCAACGAGUACUACUACAGGAAAAAGUGUGAGUCGGUGGUGGAGCCGAAGCGGACAUUAAAGUAUGUGUCCUUUGUGGACGAACCCUACAUUCGGAUGGUGGACCAGCAGCUACUCGGGAAGAGUCUGCAGGUUGUCAAAGGCCAAGAAGUUCCAAGGCCUCGGAUGGACAUCACGAACCUGUCUAGGCUGUCCCUGUCUCUCCACGACUCGCCUCCCGUUCCCGGACAACCCGAGGAAAUGCAGCUGCUUCGGGAAGAGGUGGCCCCCAGGUCCGGGGACAGCCCAGGCUGGUGCCAGUGUGGAAACUGCCUCCCGUCUCGUCUACCAGAGAAUCGCAGGGCCCUGGAGGAGCUGUGCUGCCGGAGGAAGCGGGGGCCCUGCAUCACCACCUCGGAGCUCUUCCGGAAGCUCGUGCUGUCCAGGCAGACCCUGCAGCUCCUCCUGCUCUACCAGGAGCCCUUGCUGGGGCUGGAGGAAGAGGUCGGCAACCGCAGGCUGCGGCACUGCGCGUACGGGUGCUAUGCCCUCUGGCGCUUCGGCUCCCAGGACAUGGCUGACUUUGCCAUCCUGCCCAGCUGCUGUCGCUGGCGGAUCCGGAAGGAGUUCCCCAAGACUGAGGGGCAGUACAGUGGCUUCAAGUGUCCCUACUGACAGUCCAGCUGGCACAUUAUGGUGGCUCCUCGGACAGCUUCUCUCGUAAAGACCUAGAGCCACGUUUUCAGACAAAGGGAACUUAGCUUCCCUCUCGCUCCUUGUGUGUUGAAGACCUGAUUAGACCAACCCACAGGCGCACCAGCCCUCGCCACAUGAAUGAGAACCAGAUGCAGAUCUGAGCCUGGAGUCCGAUCCUGCCACCCUCAACCUUGAAUGUGUACAGAGGGUCCUCAUUUCCCAGCCUGCUUUCUCUGAAUUAGCUUGAGAGCAGAUUGAGAUGGUGUAGGCGAUCUCUUGUAAAUGUUUACGUCGCUCCAUGGAUGCAAAGGUCCAACCCUAAAAACUAAACCUUUGGCAUUUGAGAAUGCCCUGAGAGAUUAAAGAUGGCCACAGAUUCUUUGACACCCACCCCCACAACCCUCAAGACCCCAAAACAUUUGUUUCCCCCUCCCCAUUAUGGGCAGCUCUGGUGGCUUCAUCCAGUAGUGGAUGUGACAUUGCAUCUAUUUCAGGACCUUGUUUUAAGAGGCUAACAGCUUCCACUUCCUGCCCUUGGAACUCUUGCUGAGGGGAAGCCAGCCCAAGUUCAGAGUCUGACUCUAGGAGGCUUCUCUGUUGUGAGGAAGCCUGAGCAGCCCCACGGAGAAGUACCCAACCUGCUGCCAGCUCAUCGCCUUGAAGCCCAGUCACCACACAGGGAGAGAGGCUGCCUUGGGAGAUUCUAGCCCCUACUAACACGUGACUGGAACUGCAGGAGUCAGGCCAAGCUCGAACUGCCCAGUCCACCCAGAGGUCGGCCCUCCUGUCCUAAGUCAUUACAUUUGGGGGGAGGGGGCUGGCACACAGCAAUAGGUAACUGGAACAAGAAGUGGACAUGGAGGCCUGGGGUCACCGCAAAAUGUAACACUCUACUGGGUAGUUGUAAGAGGAUUCGUUAACCCAGCCCAGAAGUCAUGACAUCUAACGUAUACAAGAUAGAGUCUGGUCCUCAUUGCUAGCCUAUGGUUCUAAGUGACUAUUGUCAGAAACUGGUAAAAGCCACCUCUGUGCCUUUAACAUCCUGGACUUUACAGCCAACGAGUGUGGAGGCAAUCUGAGUGCUACUUUAUUUUUUUUUUUUUAUUUAAUUUUUUUUUUUUUUUUUUUUGGCGCCGAAACCCGGGAUCGAACCAGGGACCUGAGUGGUACUUUAAAAGGCAGCCCAAACUGCCAAGUGCAGAGCCAUCCCAGUGCCCAGAAGGCCGAGGCAGGAAGGUGGAGUGUUUGACCUGCAUGUACGUCUGUACACCCCACAUGUCUGGUGCCUGUGGGGGUCGGAAGAGGGUAUCAGAGCCCCUGGAGUUGCACAUGGUCGUGAGCUACCAUGUGGGUGCUGGAAACCGAACCUGAGUCCUCCGCAAGAGCAACAAGUGCCCUUAACCACUGAGCCACCUCUCCAGCUUCAAAACCACGUCCUUAAGAAAAAUAAUCGUAAUCAUAAUAAUUAAAAAAGGGGGAAGAGAGAUGGUUCAGAGGGCAAUGGCAUUUUCUGCACAAGCAAGAGGACCUGAGUUUGGAUCACAGCAUCCACAUAAAGAGCUGGUUCAGAGGGUGAAAGAGCCUGCCACGCAUUCUCAUGACCUGAGCUCAACCCCUGAAAUCUGUAGGGGAAGUGGAGAACCAACUCCUAAAAGUUGUUCUCUGACCUCCACAUGUGCCCCCCCACACACACACCAUACGUGCACACUGAUAAUAAAUAAAAUAAUUUAAUUUUUAAAGAAAAAGCCAGUACCCUUCACUCUCUUCUGCAACUGCUAAGCACUAAGAGUGGACAGUCACAGGUUUGGGGUCCCGCCUCAAGAUUUCCGUUUUAUGGUUUUUUUCAUUAGACAUGGCCGCUUGUUUCUACAAGACUCUUCCGCAGAAUAGAGACUGUGAGUAUUACUGUGACUGAUGAUCUGCUCUGAGACUUGCCAUUUUGAGACUUUUAAGAGCCAGAAGCCAUAACUAUAGAUUGGAAGGGUGGGGCCGGGAUGACUUAAUGAAAAAGGUGCUUGCUGACAGGCUGGAUGGCCUGGCCUGACCCACAUGAUGGGAAGAGAGAGCCGACUCCCCAAGGUGUCCUCUGACUUCCACACGCAAGUACUGGCCGCCCCCAGUACGUGAUGUAAUAUCGUACAUUCUUAAAAACAGAGACUUCUACUGUAGUGAUAGAAAACAGCAUGGAUAAAACCUAUUUUUUUUAAGCCCAGAGUUUUAUCUAGCUUUAAACUCAGGAAUCACACUAGUUGCACCAGCUUUGAUUUUUAUUUUUUCCUAUCUUUUUGGAGAUUUUUUUUUUCCAAGACAGGGUUUCUCUGUGUAGUUCUGGUGCCUGUCCUGGAUCUCGCUCUGUAGACCAGGCUGGCCUCGAACUCACAGAGAUCUGCCUGGCUCUGCCUCCUGAGUACUGGGAUUAAAAGUGUGCACCACCACUGCCCGGUUGGAGAUAUAUUUUUUUUUUUAAGUGGGCUGUAUUUGACCUCAGAGUUGAACUUUUUAGUCUAAGGAUUUUUUGUAAGAGCUACAGGCUUCCUGUCCUGUGGCCUCAGAAUCUUCAUACCUUCAUCUCAGUGCCUCCUUCCUAGUGUGCUUACAUUUCCAUGUUGCAGCCUCACAUAGUGAAUGAUCACUGGAUCCUUCUAGUGUUUUCUUUUGCCUUGGUCACUGGUGCUGUGGUGAGGGUGACAUGCUAUUCUGCAGCUGCAGUGGUCUGUGCAUCCUUCCUGCGUGGGUAUUGCCAUGGUCCAGGCCGUAAACAGCCCAGUGUGCAGGAUCAGUUCUUUGCUGUUAGCCACAUUCUGUUCUGUCCAUUACCCGGUAUUCAUGGCUUCCUCAGUGAGAAGGGAGAGACGCUUCCUGACGCAGGUGACCGACUUCAUGCAGCACUCAGGGUGGAUUGAUUCACUUCUCUCUUUAACGGGAACCACCUUCUAAACAUUUCCUAAUUUCAGGUUGGCAAUGUAAGUUUUCUUAACUAUUUUAAUAAUAAAAAUGAAUUUAAAUUCAUUUAUUUAA